AGGCAAUCAAAGGUUGCGCUACUUACAUAUGUUAGGGGUUAUGUCGACGCAGUUGGUUACUAGUUUCCAAAAAGGGUGACACUGGAGUUUAUCCUCAGAGCAUCCAAAACUUUUUGUAUCAGUAAGGUCAACGUCUGUUUUCCGAGAACAACUGAUAAAUUUACCGACAGUAAUGUUUAAAACAUAACUUGACGUGAAUUCGUAGGGAAAAUAGACCUUUUGGUGUUAUUGUAAGUGGAAAGUAGACUGUAUGAUGUUAAAUUAAGCUAAGUUUAGGGCGUUAAUUUCGAGAAGCCUGUUUUAAUAGGGAGAUUUAGGAUUAAAUAUCUCACUAUUUUUAUCACGUGCUGCAGCUAUUAUGGGGAACAAGAAAACAGUUUGGUACAAGAUCCCCUUUAUUCGCACCGAAUUUCCUUAUUAAAUGCUAGUUAAGUUUCCUCAUUUUUUUGAGUUGCUGUAGGAAUGAAGAUAAAGUUGUGUUAAAUAAUUACUUGACGUCAACGUAAAACAAUAACUAAUCAUAUACGGACGAAUACAAUAACUAUAUCCCCUAGACUGUCUCUGGGCACGUUAUACUAAAGAGCGAAGAGGCAUUGUCAAGUGAUCCUCCACUUUAUUUUGAGAUCUAUUUCUGCUGGUCUUUUGAACCAUAUGUUCUUUCACAGGUUUUCUUUAGUCUCCUGAUGUGCAUUUUAAAUAAAGGCUUUGUCAUUUAUCUAUUCGAGACAUUCAAAGUGUUACUAUCUACGUUUCUGGCUAACAAUGUCACUUACUAUUUUUAGGUUCAAACCUAAAAUAUGGUAACCAGUGGAAGUAGUCUUGAAAACAGAUUCUUCCAAAUCAGGGUGAUAAUAGUAUCACGUAGAAGUGGUGAAAGUUGACACAUUUAGCUAACAGUUCAGGCGACACUUUAGGUUGUAGUUUUAGACAAUGUUACAUCCUUCAGUGUGUAGUAGUACCUAUCCCUUCUUUAACUUUUAUUACUAGGACGUAACAGAAUUCGCCGGCCUUUAUUUAUGUCUUGAGAUGUAAACGACUGGUUAGUUCGGAAACUUCUAGUUUUAUAUUGAUAUGGAGUUGGGGGAAUAGAUUUUUAACCUGUCAAUCUCCCACCAAACUUUGUAUACUAAAACUUCAAAGGCAAACCAAUACAUACUCGGUGUAUAGUAAUCCUAUAGGGCUCAAAACUUAAUAUUAGCAUUUGGGCAUGCAAACUGCUUUCAUUCAUUACACAUGUCAUAUUCAUAUUUUUCCAUUGGCAAAAUUUACUCUUAGAGUUCAGGAAGGUGAAUUGGCGACAUUCAUAAUGCUGUUUAAUUACAAACGCGUUAAUUUUUACAUCAUCUGUUAAAUAUUGGUGGUGGUAUAGAAAAUGAAUGUUGAUGUCAUUCCAGAGUCACUGAAAACGGAAAUAGAAGAAAUAGCUCUAAAAUCGGGAAUUGAUGUACGUGAUUAUGCUGCUCAAGUUGAAUCAGAGUUAACGAAAAUAGAAGAAUCACUUAUAAAGACAUAUAUAACGGUCAGUCCUGAAGUAGCUAGUUUGCAUAACCAAAUUAUCUCAUGUGAUGCUAUCCUAGAGCGGAUAGAAAACAUACUGACUAAUUUUCAUGAAGAUUUGGGUGCCAUUAGCACAGAAAUCCAGGAUUUGCAAAGUAAAUCUCUACAAAUGAACACUCGGUUGCAAAACAGACAGGUUGUUCGGAGUAAUUUAAGCCAGUUUCUUUCAGAUAUGGCCAUUCCUGAAGAGCUUAUACGACAUAUCAUGUACACUCCUGUUACUGAACAAGAGUUCCUUGAAAACCUUCAUGAAUUAAAUCAUAAAAUGAAUUUCUCGUCAGAGCAAUCUAUGGUGGAUUACAAAUCAUUUAACGAUGUUAGUGUACUUCUAAAAAAGUUGAGAAUUAAGGCUGUUACAAAAAUCCGGGAAUUUCUGUUGGGUAAAAUAUACUCCUUACGUAAGCCACUUACAAAUUAUCAAGUUCCUCAAAACCAAAUGCUGAAAUUUCGAUUUUACAAUUCGUUCCUCUUAGCUCAUGAUCGAGAGAUAGCUAAAGAAGUUAGGGUGGAGUAUAUCAAUACGAUGAGUAAAGUUUACUACGCCUAUUUUAAGGCUUACGGUGGUAAAUUAACCAAAUUACAACUUGAUACAACUUAUGAAAAAGAUGAUUUAUUAGGGAAAAAUCCAGAUAAAUACAAUUCUGCAUCAUCUACAUCCAGUCUGAUGUUCAAUUCAAUUACUAAUGUUACUAAUAAUCCAACCGUAUCAGUGUCUUCUAAUUCUGGAACACGUGUUGGACUUUUUGGAUUAAGUGAUCGUGCACUUCGUGUACUUGGUAAAUCGAAUCUAGAAAGUGCUGUUAUUUUACCACAUGUGGCCAGCAACGUGGAUGCUAAAUACCCUAUUGAAGUUUUAUUUCGUUCCAUUCACUACGCGCUUCUGGAUACUGCAUGUCGAGAAUAUUAUUUUCUGUCAGAUUUCUUCCUUCUUAGCACGGAAACUGAGUCUGUUGAUUCACCACCAUCUUGUGAUCAAAGUACACCCAAUCAAGGUCGAACUCAAAGUGGUGUAGCCUUAGCUCAUUUAUUCGAGCAAGUUAUGAAUCGUAGUUUAAGUUGGAUACAUAAAUUUACUGGGACUUUCAUGAUUUCUUCUUGUUCUCAUGAUGCAAUCGGUUUAUUAAUUUGUCUCCAGCUUUUACAUGCUUUGCUUCGUCUGGCUAAAGAGAGAGGGGUACCUGUGUUGGAUGAUUUUUGGGGUAAAAUGACUGAGACUUUGUGGGUACGUGUUACUGAUAGACUGGAUGUACAUAUAGCAUCCAUGCUGCAGUAUUUGGAUGUCAGCAGUUUUAGUACAGAUGCUCGUGAUAUUAUGAAGUCCAAUUUAUCCACCCUAAAUGUCAAUAUACCUACAAAUGCUACCGGAAAUACCACUGUCAGUUUACACCCUAAAAUGUAUGCUCUUAUUCGUCCUCAUUGGAUAGCCAGACGUUAUGCUGAAUUAGCUGCUAGCCUACAUUCAAUCGGACAUCAAUUCCCUGGUACUCCACUUUUUGAUGACAGUAUGAGUAAAUCUAAGAGUUCAGAGAGUUCAAAUUUACAGUACUCUUUACACAAUGAACCAACAUUUCAACAAAAUCUUGCAAAUUUGAAGCCUGCUUUAGACCCUCGUAUCCUCAGUCGUUUGGCUCAAUUGCAAAAUCAAUUUGAACAUGUACUGAAUUCUCUAGCCAAAACAUUUUCACGUCCAAAAUUAGCACACAUAUUUCUAAUCAACAAUUAUGAUUUGGUUAUAAGUGUACUAACUGAACAUGGAGCUGCUGAUUCUUCCGAGGUUAUUCGAUGUCGUGAAGCUGUAGCGAAGCAUAUGACAUCAUAUAUCGAUGAAGCCUUGUCACCUUAUUUUGGUUGUCUGAUAUCUUUUGUUCGCGAUGUCGAAGCCAGAUCAACUAGUGAAAGUCAUCAUCUGUCGAAAAAUCAAGACGAAGUGACCCAAAAUAUUCGUAGUGAGGAAGGUAUUAUACUGCCAUUCAUUGUUAAAAUAACAUUAUCUAUGGUUAUCGUGGUAUCUAUGUACUUUAAAGAAUCUUUCUGGAUUCUAGAUUUUCUUUCAACUCUAUUAAAUCUCUCUGAGACAAAAUUUAUAAUCAUAGGCUGUCUUAGAUAUUAUUUUGCUCGACUGCAUAUAGAAACUAAAGUUGGCCGUUUAAAAUUCUGGAUCACUCUAGCUGUAAAUAGCAGUAUAUUAUCGCAUGUUUCUAAUUUGUUACUCAGAGAUUAAAAAUAAUGAUAAAGUAAACUAUUGUGUCUCCUAAAUUGCAUGCAUUUUUUAUUCACUAUUCUUUUUUGACUUCAUCAUCAACUGUGAGAAUGAUUCUGUAAUUAGUAUUAACAUGAAUGUAAAUGAAGUGGUGAAGUGUAAAUUGAUGAAAUUAUUCAAAUAUUAAGGAACAGUCUGUAGAUCUUAAUAAAUCUUGUUUUAUGUAAGGAUUAACUGGUAAGUUUUCUUGUGCGUUCUUUAUCAUCCAAUUUCUCUCACUUAGUAACACUUAUAUAUGAGAUUUGUGAAUAGAAGAUGAAAGGAAGAACGAACUCUUUCCACAUUCGAUAACAGAGUGAUUACAUGUAAAAAAGUGUGGAGUGUUAAUGAAUACGUUAGCAGCUUAACAGUACGGUGUCUGCAGUUAUAUGAUACAUUUUUUAAUAAACCUAUGUUUUCUAUCCCUGCUACUUUCUUUACUUGAAGAACAGUAUUAGUUAUCAUGUUUACAUCGACGAUAAUUGAUUUGUGGUCUUCAUAGUCAAGUUAUUGUAGCAGUAGAAAUAUAUUCUUGAUUCCCAGUUAUCAAAUUUUAUUUUGCAUUGUUCAAAAUAAUCGUAGGCAUUAUGGUUUAAGGACACUAUGAUGUCAUUUGUCUUCAUUCAGGUUGUUUCUUUCGAGAAAUAGUGAAUGCUUAUGUAUUUAACUUUAUUGGGUUUAGUUACAAAAAAUGCGUAUCAAGGUAAUUACUUAUGGAGUUUCAUUUAGGUCCCAGUAGUAAAAUGUUAUCCUAGGGUAAUUACAGUGGUUUUACUUGUUUGACAUUUUCUAAUUGAAACAAACUAACUUCACUUCAAUAACUUAAGUGAAAUAAAGCAAUUCAACUUGCAAAAGUCUUUUUCCUUCUUUGUUAAGGAACAUAACAAAAAUGUGACUCAAUUUCUCAAUAACGGAUUUUAGAUGAACCAUAAGUGCUUAAAAUAAUCUUAGUCUACUACCUAUCGUGGAUUAAUCUAAUUGUUAUUUGACUUCAAAGCAGGCGGUCAACGUGAUUUGAUGUCACAAAAAUACCGCUGUACAAGCCAUAUAUUGUCUUUGGUCCUAAAUAUUAUCGUUCGUGUUAAUGUAGUAAAGCCGACUGAUAAGUUUUCAGCUAAAUAGUCACUUACGCCUGUAACCCUUCGUGGAGAAGAAUAAACCGCCCACCAGCAUUCCCCAUCUAACCCUGUCUUCGGGAAUAUUUUCUAGUUGUCUCCAGUUUCUAUUCAUCUUUCUCAUGUCUGCUUCCGAUUCCCAAUGCAGUUUGUUCUUUGGUUUUCCACUUUUCCGUUUCCCUUCAGGAAUCCAAGUUAGCGCUUGUGUCGUGAUGGAGUUUGGUGAUUUCCGUAAUGUAUAUCCUAUCCACUUCCAGAGUCUUUUCCUAAUUUCCUCUUCAGAUGGGAACUGAUUUCUUCUCUGCCACAAUAGGCUGUUGCUGAUUGUAUCCGGUGAACGGAUAUUGAGUAUCUUGCAUAAACAACUGUUUAUAAAUACUUGUAUGUGUUUAGUGAUGGCUAUAGUCGUUCUCCGCGUUUCAGUUCCCUACAGUAGAACUGUCUUGACGUUCGUAUUGAAGAUUGUGACUGUGAUAUUGGUUGACAGUUGUUUUGAGUUCCAUAUGCUCUUCAGUUGUAGGAAAGUGACCCUUGAUUUGCCAAUCCUCACCUUUACGCCUGCAUCUGAUCCUCCUUGUUCGUUGAUGAUCUUUCCCAGGUACAUGGAAGAUCCCAUCUCUUCCAGAGCUCCACUUAAUGUGAUUGGGUUGGUGUUCUCCGUGUUGUAUUUGCGAAUUUCGCUUUUUCACUUGUGUAUGUUGACCCCUACUGAUGUAGAGGUUGCUGCUGCACUAGUUGUCUUCAUCUUCAUUUUGUGUGUGUAUGGGAUAGAAAAGCUAGGUCAUUUGCGAAGUCCCACCAAAUGGUAUCAAUCAGUUAUUUGGUUGAAGAUUCAUUCGGAAACAUCUCUCAUGAUGCACCACUGAGAUUCUAAAUAGUGUUGUAGUUUAUAGUAGUUUGAAUACUUGAGGAUCUUUUGAAGACUGAAUUAUAAACUAGUUAUGUUAGUAUCUUAUCAAAGCAUAUCUUGAAAUACAUAUAUUUUUUAAUUAUCACUACAUCAAAAUGUCUUACAACCGAGAAAGAUAAUGUAUUACACUGAACAAUACUUGAGUUAUUUGUAUUGCUAAACAAUAUGGUAAACAGUGCGCUAUGUUAAUUUUAUGGUGAAUAGUGAUAUUUUGUAGGUUUAGUCUGCAGUUAUUUCAUUUUAUACCUUCACACCUCUAUUUCUCAUCAGCUCGGGUAACACGAAUAGUGAAGGGCUUCAAUAUUGAUUGGAAGAAUUCGAUUGAAAAAAUACAUGAUGAAAUCAUGAUGGAGUUUGCCAAUUUUACCUUGGGGACACAAAUAUUUCAGGGUUUACUUGCUCAACUUAUUCAACAUUACCAUCGUUUUCAAAAAGUCAUGACACAAAGUCCCUACAAAAAUAUGCCUAUACGUAAUCAGUUGGUAAAUAUACAUCAGAUUACAAAUGAAAUGAAAAAGUGUAAAACAAACUUUUCUUAAAGUUAAUUGGAUACAUCUUGCAUAACAUUAUCGUCAUCAUCAUCGUCGUUUUGGUAAACAUUUCAAAUCAUUCCAUUUUGUCGUUUUGGUUCUUUUUUGUUGAAUUGCAUUUUAGUUAUUUCGUUCUUUAUCUAUGUAUAAAGUGUUUUUCGUGCUACUACAAUGUGCUUUGAUGAUUUAGUUGUUGUUGAUGUUGAUGACUGAUGAAUCUUUAUUUUCCAACCCCUAUUCUCAAAGUAUGUAUUUAUAUGUUCUAUCCUUUUUCAGCUUUGUUUACGAUGUGUUUUAUCAUCAGUAUUUUUAUUUUGGAAUAAUAGUUUUUAAUUUUUUGUUUUGUUAUUUAUCUUUGCUCUAUAUUUCCACUUAUCUUGCUUUGCCCUACUAUUUGUGUUUUUUUAACUGUGGUUGUGCUAGUGUAAUACUUUUUGUUG
Schistosoma curassoni is the source of this 6791-nucleotide messenger RNA. The record is from the annotation of a GenBank genome assembly. NCBI's taxonomy places the organism in Eukaryota, Metazoa, Platyhelminthes, Trematoda, Strigeidida, Schistosomatidae.